Messenger RNA from Prunus armeniaca (apricot), 1986 nucleotides. The record is from the annotation of a GenBank genome assembly. Lineage: Eukaryota; Viridiplantae; Streptophyta; Magnoliopsida; Rosales; Rosaceae.
AUGCUAGUGCAAGCUUAUAACCUAACGGCUCAUGCCUUCCUUCUCUUCCUCUUAUUCUCUUACAUUAUAUCUACAAAUAUUCAUGCCUGCAAACAAACUGAACGCAGCUCCCUCCUGUCCUUUACCUCCACUCUCUCUUCUCCUCCUUUAAAUUGGACAUCCCUUGAUUGCUGUCGUUGGAAGGGCAUCACUUGUAAUCAAGAUGGUUGGGUCACCCGUUUGCUCUUGCCUUCCAAAGGGCUCAAAGGAGGUAUCUGUCCCUCUUCACUUGCAAAUCUCACACAUCUCACCCACUUGAACCUUUCCCACAAUUCACUAUAUGGUUCACUUGAAACUCAGUUCUUCUUUUCUUUGAAUCAACUCGAGAUCCUUGAUUUGAGCUAUAACCGUCUUUUUGGAGAGCUACCACUUUCUCCAUCGUCCAGCAAUAUCCGGACAGUCGAUUUGUCCAGCAAUCACUUCUUUGGUGCAAUUCCAUCUUCAUUCUUCCAACAAGCAAGCAACUUAACUAGUUUCAAUGUCAGCAACAAUAGCUUCACAGGGUUUUUCGUGCCAAUCACAAUAACCUCUCAGGAUUACUUCCAGAAGAUAUCUAUAAUGCUACCAAACUGGAAGAAAUUGCAUUACCUCUCAAUUCACUACAUGGAGCCAUUAGUGGUAAAAUUGUCAACCCUCACCAACCUUGCCAUCCUUGACCUUUCCUCUAAUCAUUUUGGCGGCAAGCUUCCUCACAAUUUGGGGAAGCUUUCCAGGUUGAAGUUUGUGACCUUAGAUUUCAACAAUUUAGAAGGUGUGUUGCCCCCAUCUUUGAUGAAUUGCACAAACCUUGUCGAACUGCGUUUGGGAAACAACCACUUGGAAGGAGAUAUCUCUGUGCUUAAUUUCUCAAGAUUGAGUCAACUUACUAAACUUGACCUACGGAUCAAUAACUUCACUGGUACGGUUCCAGUAAGCCUUUACUUAUGUAGGUUCCUGAAAGCCAUUCGGUUGACUGGAAAUAAUCUAGAGGGACAAAUACAAGCUGAGAUACUUUCAUUGAAAUCCUUGUCCUUCCUCUCGCUUGGUUACAACCGAUUCACCAACCUCACAGGGGCAAUGAAGAUAUUGAUGAGUUGCAAAAGUCUUCACGCACUCUUGCUUAGCGGUUCCUUUGUGGGUGAGGGAAUGCCAUCUGAUGAUGACAUGGUUGAUUUUGAUGGAUUCCAAAAUCUUCGGCUCUUGGGUUUGGUUCGUUCUAACCUCACUGGUAAAAUACCUUUUUGGUUAUCAAAGCUCAAGAAUAUAGAGAUCUUGGCUCUGGGUUUUAAUCAAAUCACAGGGCCGAUUCCAAGUUGGUUGGGGACUCUUCCUAGACUAUUUUAUAUAAGCUUGUCACACAACCAAAUUUCAGCAACGAUAGACUUGUCUACGAAUAACAUUGUUGGUGAUAUACCCACGGAGAUCAGCCAAUUGCAUCUUCUCUACACGUUGAGUCUUGACUCCAACAACUUCUCCGGUGUCAUUCCAGACCAAAUAUCUAACCUAAAAAAUUUAGAGGUUUUGAACCUCUCCAUGAAUCACUUGUCUGGAAUAAUCCCAUCGUCAUUGGCGAGCCUUAAUUUCUUAAAAGAAUUUAAUGUCUCAUAUAAUAACCUUGAAGGAUCGAUACCAACAGGCACCCAGCUCCAAAGCUUCGAAGCUUCUGCGUUUGAGGGGAACCCAAAACUUUGUGGUGCGCCACUUCCAAAGUGUGAACCAAAUAAGGGCAUUGAUGCAGAUAACAAGAACAACAAAGACGUGCACAAUUGGCUUCAUCAACUUCCAUGGUUUUAUAUCUUUGCAGCAUUGGGGUUUAUAGUGGGAUUUUGGGGAGUUUGUGGUUGUUUAAUUAUUAACAAGACUUGGAGAUAUGCAUAUUUUCGAUUCAUAAACAACGUACAAGAUAGGCUCCUCUAUGUGAUGAUAACAGUCCCCCUCAACAGGAUGUACAGAAGACUUCGAGACUAG